Molecule: messenger RNA, 1608 nt
Organism: Owenia fusiformis
Lineage: Eukaryota; Metazoa; Annelida; Polychaeta; Sabellida; Oweniidae
Source: the annotation of a GenBank genome assembly
ACUAAUUAAAAUAACUGAGCCGUAAACACCAGUUGCUUAUGAAGGGUGGUCAGAUAGAUGUCACAUCGGAUGUUAGAGAGUGUUGAUUGAACCGUUGAACAUGUAAUUGGACCAUGCAAGUCGAAUUACGGUGGAUUCUACUUGUGUUUCUUGCGCAUUGUCAAUGCUUGGUUACUGCACAGUCAGGAACCCAAGAGACACUCACUGUUAUAACAAAGGAUGCAAACUACAUACCUAUUGACCAAGUAGAUCUUACUGGCAAGCUUGGACUUGUCUUCGAAGUAAAGGCAUGUACAUCGGCGUAUAUUGCGCUGUCGGCCAUUUUUGGUGUUACCAACUCUCGAAUGUACGAGAUCUUGAUAUCAGGAUGGUCAAACACAAAGUCUGUGAUUCGUACUUGCAAACAAGGAUGUACCCGAGCUGAAUCGCCGACUGAAGGUCUUCUGAAAUGCAAUGAAUUUGUGACAUUUUGGAUCGGAUGGACAAAUGGAAACAUUGCUCUUGGAAAAGGUCGUGAAUUAGGGAUCGAUCAGCUGGUAGAAUGGCAAGAUAGCAGUCCUGAAUACAUCACUUCGUUAGCUGUUAGCUCUGUGAAUGGAACUUGGAUAUUUACACCAGAGGAUAACUGCAGUUUACCAUUGACCAGGAGUAUAUUGAGCAACGGACAUGUCAGCUAUUCAUCUUCCUCGAGUGGUCUUCCUAGAUUUAACCAGAAUAGUGGAUGGCAUCACUAUGGUUCAAGUACACCGUGGCUUCAGGUUGAUCUGCUACAACCACAUAAAAUAACAAAGAUGGCGCUACAGGGGUAUGCUCCAGGGCAUUCCUAUUGGGUGAAAACAUUCCAAAUUCUUUACAGUGUAGAUGGAACCAAUUGGUUGUACUACAAUAAAAGGGAAAUUAUACAGGGGAACAGCAAUGGGCACAAUGUUGCCAUUGUGGAGAUAACUGAGAAUAUGGAAGCAAGAUACUUUCACAUCCUUCCCACAACGUGGAAUAGUCGCCCGGGAAUACGAAUGGAGCUCUAUGGCUGUCAAAAGACAGUAUCCGAAAAGAAAUACACGCCUAUCGAAGAAGAUAUUCAGGUCGAGGGAGUCCUAUUCUUACAUCUCAGUCCGUAUAUUGUGUCAAAAGUAAUUGCCAUUAGACCAGGAGGGACUCUUACCAUCCAACCAGGUGUCAAGAUAAUAUUUACAACAGCUGAAGCUGGUUUUGAAGUCCAUGGUAAUCUUCUAGCAAAAGGGAUUGAUAAUCUUCCUGUUGAGUUUACAGCAGAUGAUGCUGUCUCUGAAAUUUCAUCAUAUUGGUCCGGACUAAAUUUUGUAUCUGGUGAUUCCGUGCUCCAACACAUUUAUGUAGAGGGAGCUCGCGUGGGUAUCCAAGCAACAGGCAACUCUGUCACUUUGGAUCGCGUGACCAUCACAAAAUGCUCAGCUGGGAUCAAGUAUACCGAUGGAGGAUCAUUCGCCAACUCUACAAUGAUAUCUGAUUCCUACAUAGGAAAUAAUGGCGGACAUGGCAUUGAAUUCAAGGGUAGCGUCACUAAUCCGUUCCUGUCAAUAAAACGGACAGUUAUUACGGGCAGCCAAAGCUCUGGUAUAUAUUGCAGAG